Cyphellophora attinorum is the source of this 1380-nucleotide messenger RNA. RefSeq lists its product as uncharacterized. The transcript is spliced from 2 exons. Lineage: Eukaryota; Fungi; Ascomycota; Eurotiomycetes; Chaetothyriales; Cyphellophoraceae. The record is from RefSeq and is a predicted model, not a curated record. Bases 1 to 1380 code for a protein of 459 amino acids.
AUGUCCGCACAACGACUCUCGUUCGAACGCGUUGGUGAUGACACUGUUGACGAUACUGCCAUGGUCAAACGUGUCUGCGCCUCGUCGUCCACCGAUACACCCAUAGCAGAGGACGUAGCAACUACGUCGUUAGACGUUUGUUCAUCGACAUUGAUAGACACGCCCGCAGCGAAACGCACAGCACCUAGUUUGUUGGAUAUUCUAAACCGGGAUCGCUUCCCAUUUUGGGAUUACCUUUGCCCCUACCUUCCCACUACGUCAAUACAAGCACUCUCGCAGACAUGUCGUCCACUUCGGCAACAGGUCCUCGAUGUGAACCGAAAUCUCGAGAGAUUUGUUACAAAUGCCCGUCGACUGAGGGCGCUGCUCGGGGAGCACGAUGCUCUCAUCUCUGGCAGCUUCGCUCUGCAGUUCUUCCUUGCGGAGCGCUGGCCUGGCUCUGAUUUGGACAUUUUUGUUCGGAAGGGCGAUGGUGCGAAUGCUCUCGGGGCGUACCUUGAGACCGAGGAGAACUACGUGCUGGAGUCGGGAAGCAAAGACUCCAACUAUGAUUGGGGAGAAAUGAGGGAGGUCAAGUCCUAUCGACGCCUCGACUCUGCACGAAGCAAGGUCCAAAUCAUCGCGACCCAAUACCAACCAAUCAAUGCCAUCUUGACAGGGUUUUACAUGACUGCUGUUCUUAACAUCAUCAGCUGGAACAAGGCAUACUGCAUCUUUCCCUACGAAACAAUGGUCCAGAGAAAGACGUUCAUGUUGAAGGAAUGUAACGAGUACUUCGAGGGUCUGCUCUUCAAGUACUCCAGGAGAGGAUUUGUAAACGAAGACAUAGUUCCUCCAGGGGACCAUCUCCCUGCAAGCUCUUUGCAAGGCAUUCGAAGAAUAGGAGACUCGCGCACACUCACAGUCGAGUUACCGAAGGAUGGCGUGCACCCGAAGUCAGUUGCCUCGGACGUGGCACUGGAGUAUUCAGGGUUCGAUUUUGAGCCAGUGAGAGUUUUGACGGACGACCCGAUCGACGAGCCCACGUGUCACUACAGAAUCAUGACCCGACGAUUCGUACACAUUUCACUGCGACAAGAGUACAGCUUCCCCACAGCCUGUGAGCUGCAGGAGCUGUUGGGAGGUCGCCUCCAUAAAUCUGCCAAAAUGAGCCUGCUCAGCAUGCCGCCGGCAGAUCGUCCAAAAUGGUUUGGCGGAGCAUAUGGUCGUACAAGUAUUGACCAUUACUGGAGAGGCCAUUCGGCGAAGAAGCCACCCCAUGGCUUCAAGAGGCCACAUGAGUGGCGCUAUCGGGACGCCGAUGUUCCGCACUGGUAUCAGUUAUGGUUUGAGGAACUGGAAGCCGACGAAAAGGCCUUGAGAACGACUACCCGAUAUUGA